Australozyma saopauloensis is the source of this 1296-nucleotide messenger RNA. RefSeq lists its product as uncharacterized. The coding region runs from base 1 to 1296 and encodes 431 amino acids. The transcript has a single exon. The record is from RefSeq and is a predicted model, not a curated record. NCBI's taxonomy places the organism in Eukaryota, Fungi, Ascomycota, Pichiomycetes, Serinales, Metschnikowiaceae.
AUGAACAGAAAAAGCAUUGAAUUGGUAUAUGUGAAGAGAGGCCAAGAAGGAGGCAUUCAGAUUGAGAAGCAGCCUAUUCAGGAGAGUGCCGCUGUAGGGCAGCCUGAAGCAGCUCAGAAGUCUUGGAUAAAGCGUAUCGUCGGCUGGUUUCUGAAGAGUCCCACUCAAGAAAGUGCUGAUGGCAAUGCUGAUGAUGAAGAAGCAGGUCUCCAGGAAGUGGAUGUGAACAUCCAUGGAGAGAUACUUGACUUCAAGUACACACGUAUGAAUGUUAUCUGGAACUCUAAUUUGCUCUCCGUAAUAAGCCGUUUAAGUAUUGGGGAGCAGGCCGAAUUCUUCUCUAGUACCAGUUUUUUCCAUACUACGGUGUUUGGAGGUGUUGGAAGACUUGUGUCAGAUCACAAAACGAUCAUGAAAGACGCCCAGGCUAUGGCACAAGGACAACCCUCAGUCUUGGAACUGCAGCCAGAUAGGUUAAUUGAGGAUUAUUCCGAAGUCAGAAAAAAUGUCAAUUCUUUCGUGGAUUGGAAAUUUCCCGAGGAGAAUCUGUGGGGGAAAAGUACCAACGCCGUGAAGGACGAGAUUCUCGCAGAGUUCAACGAAGAUACUCAACUGCUUGUGUACUACCUCGGGCUUGUACCACUCAUGUGGGGAAUGGCUAAAGAGACACAAAGAUUGGAUUUGGGGCUUGGCAAUCAGAAAUUCGGAGUCUUUCUCGCAAUCUUGUGCUUCUCGUUUUUGAUUCCUAUAUUUUUACCCGUUCAGGAAAUAGCAUCAGCAGUGCAAACCGUUGCUUCAACGACAGUAUUUCAAAACUUGAAAUACUUUGCCCAGGACCCCACCUUUCGGGAACACGUUGUUGUUUCAUGGCAGAGUUGGACUUCCAUAGAGAAGUUUCGGGUAUGCUUUGCCUCAGCUUGCACAUUGAUGUUAGGAAUCUGGUUGAUUUUGCUGUUUACCAAACCUGACUCUUGCCGGCGGCUCAACAAUUCGGUCGAUCUGGAGAGACGGGAAGCUUUCGCAGGUCGGAGAAAGAUAAGAAAGACUAUUGGGGACGCUUGGCCAUCCGAUAUCUCAGAGGAAGAUUUCAGGCAGGUCAGAACUGUCAAGAACGGAGAACGCCAAAUUAUGCACUUGAAAGAACUCGGGCCAAAUGAAAAAUCGUUCUUUGAAAAGAGAGCUGAGCAAAAGCAGGUCAACCGCUGCAGAGUCAAGAUACCCAUAGAAUGUAUUAUUCACGAUCUUGGUAUCGUUGCUGAAGUGCGGAAUCGUCAGGCACAACAACACGCAGCAUAA